AUGAGUGGUUUCAAUCUUGGGGUACCACAAAAUAUUUCCAGAAGACUUUCCACCAUUAACCGCGACGAUGCUGACGAUAUACUACCUGAAGAAUCCUCCCAGCAUUUGGAUAGUAUAAUUCAAGCGGUGUCUAUGGAAUGGCGAGAGCUUAUGGAUGAUGACGCUAACACUCUCGAAGCUGCUCUUUCUUUAAUGGAUAAUUCGUCAAUCGGAAAAGCCAAAUAUUAUAACCGUUUUGAAGGGCUUAAAAAUGAACUUCAAGAAAUGCUUAAGCUUAUUGUGAACAAUAACUAUCAGGGGUUCAACACAUCUAUUGGUUCCUACCGCAGUGUUGUACACUCUGUUUCUUCAACACAAAACAAUAUCAAUGAGAUUAAGGAACAGCUGACGAGUGCUCGAUCUGAUCUGGCAGCACGAAGAACGGAGUUAAGAGAAAUGCAAGUUACAUCGGCACAGUAUGACCAAAUGAUUACGAUUCUGGAAGAUAUUGAAAGCCUGAAUUUGGUUCCGGAUAAGUUGGAGCAACAAAUUUCACAAAAGCUUUUUUUGUCAGCAUUCAAGACACUUUCAAUUGCAACUGUUAAAGCGAAUCAAGAAGACAUUGCUCAGAUUCCAGCUCUACAGGCAAUGAAGAGUUAUUUACAAUCUCAAGAAGUUAAUCUGUACUCUGUACUGGUAGAGGAACUGCAUAACCAUAUUUACUUAAAAUCACCAUAUACAGACUCGCGAUGGCAUUCAUAUCGACAGGGUGUGGAUGACUUUGGGACUGUGGAACAAGUUUUGGAAAACAAGAUUCGGUUUGAGCUUUCUGAAAAGACGACUAGCGAAACAUCCCAGCUUGAUGAAUUUCUGAAAAAAUUAAAGAAGGACGAUUUUUUUGUUGAAAUUAAUUCAGAAACUGCAGAGUCUGAUUCGUUUUAUUACAUCCGACUUCUUAUUGAAACCCUGGGAAACUUAAACCGGUUACCCAAUGCGUUUGAAGAAAUCAUUCAACGUAUGCCUUCGGAGUUGCAUAAAAUGAUUGACAAGACAAUUGUCGAGGUUGGCCAGCGGUUCCCUAAAAACUUAAAUAUCCAGACGAGCAAGUCGCCAUUUGCACUUUAUGAAGUUGGACUGCAUGCAGGAGAUAAUAGAAUGGCAGCACUGAAGGAUCUUACUUGGACGUUAUAUUCCAAGUAUAUUGCGAUUUUACAAGCUCAUAGAGUGAUCUACGAGGUGACGCUAAAGAUUUCUGAUGCUCAGGGCAAGAGUGGCACUUACGACUUUGGUGGAAUUUAUCAAGCUAUUGAAAACGACAUCAAGACGUUUCUUAACAGUUACAUUCAAACUAGUAAGAGUGAAGUUGUCAAAAACACUCUCGUGGACGCAGUAGUGUUAUCUGAAAAAACGCGAUAUUCGUUUGACAAGAUUAAUCGCAAGAAAAACCAUUCACUGUUUAAGUUUUCGAAAAUGGACAUUUUACAAGAUGGCGUUAAGGACGAAUACCAGCAAUUACAAGUAGCAUAUGAAAAGUCAGUUCCUGGUCUUGUUGCAUCUGCAAGAGAAUCUGCACAUGAUGAUGAAGAUGGGCUUAAUCCAUAUCUUCCUGCAGACUUGAAGGUUGCACAUCAGCUACUUGUUUCACCCAAUGUAUUUAACAUUCGUGUCAUGUUGGAACCGACUGUUCAGUUUAUCCAAAAGGCUGAUGCCAUUUUCCCUGGCGAAAUUGCAAAGCCGCAAAUGUCAUUUGUGGAGAAUUUUAUGAUGAGCUCGUUUGUGCCGCAGCUCGAGUAUGCCCUCAUAGAGGUGUAUAACAAGGUGAUUGCUUCGAUUUAUGAUGGAACAUCCAGUAUUCUUACUGAGACCAGCAUCAACUGGCCUCGAAUUUCCAAACUGCCUGUGCUGGACGAUGUUGUCCGUUUUUACGAUUACUUGAGACGAACAUGUUACUUGUUAAACACAUCAGCGGUGUACCGAGAACACUAUGUGCGUCUUGUUCUUCGGGUAGUUGAACGUUUUGGCAAGGCUUGUGUAUCAAGUUUUGACUCUAAAGUAACAUUCCAAGCAAGAAGCGCGAAUGAUGAUUCUAAGUUGGUUGUCAAGCGCAAGCUUGGAGCUUCUUGGGUUGGAGAUCCUACAUUGAGAAAGGUAAUCAGCAAUACCGAUUACCACGAUGCCAGCACAGUAGUUAUCAUGGCAACGCCUACCAACGUGGUGACUUCGACAGUGAAUGGACAAAAGCUGUCGCCGUACCAGCAAGAAGUUAACUUUUAUUUAAACAAAAGAGCAAGCCAAAAGUUGCGCCAUGUGACUGGAGUUUUACGUAGCGACCUGCUAUCUUAUGCAUCAUUUCAAGGGAUUGCUACAUUGGCGACGUCACUGCGGUGGCUGGUACUUAAAAUGAAGCAGCUGAUGCGUGUGAUUGAUAAGGGCGCGGAAGAUGUGACAGUUUCUGCAUCUGGAGAAAUGGCUGGUGCUGAAGGGUUUUCGGCGUCAUUGCGCAAGAAGUGGCUACUGAUUGAAUUAAUUCGGCCUGUUGAAGAUGUUUCUGUUUUGCCAGUUGGCAACUCGACGUCAUUGUACGGCGGACCAAACAGCAGUGCAUUAAGUCUUGCGAGUUCGCUGAGCAAUGAAAACAAUGACAGCGAGUCAUCCACAAGCCAAGAGGUGAAGCUAGGCGGGAUUUUUGGGGGGAACAUGGAGAGCGUUGCACUGACGCUUUCUGGGACUACGGUUGACCUAUUUGAAAAGGCAGUGGACCAGUUGGAGCGGUUGGCAGAAACAUGCGUGCUGACCCUCAAGGCCGAUGUGCGGUGCCGGGCACUGUACUAUAUGGACGCUACUGUGAAGCGAGGGACAUUUUAUGUUGGGCAGAGUUCUAAAGUGGGGACACAGGAUGCGAGCGAGGUGCUUGUGGGACAGCUGGACACGGAUUUGACGAAGCUUGAUGGAAUUAUGGAAGAGACUCUUGUGCCGCUGGACCGGCGGACGGUUUUAGGGGGGCUUUCUAAGUUUAUGGAUCUGCUUGUUGUUGGGUGCGCAGAUGGAAUUGAUUAUAUUAAUGAAGGCGGGAUUUCAAAGAUGGGCCGUCAUUUGGUAGUUUUACAGCAAAUGCUUAAGGGUCUUGAGGAUUCACCUGCGGAUGUGGACUUUAGUCAAAGCAAGGCAUUUUUCAAGUACGCAGAACUGACGCCGGCCGCGGUGCUAGAUCAAGUAAAGCGGCGGACGGAUCUGGCUGUUGCGUUUGGAUAUGACCAGAUUAAGACACUUUUGCGGCUGAUUCGGUCCAAGAAUAUGCGCCGGUUCCAGUUGACGGGUAACCGGGAGGCAGAGCUUGCGGAAAAGGCGGCAUAUAAUGAGGACUUGGUCAAGUUACAUGAGUAUUACUGGGGGUCUGAGAAGGUGAAUGUUUAA
Messenger RNA from Magnusiomyces paraingens, 3393 nucleotides. RefSeq lists its product as uncharacterized. The record is from RefSeq and is a predicted model, not a curated record. Gene Ontology annotation, cellular component: exocyst. Lineage: Eukaryota; Fungi; Ascomycota; Dipodascomycetes; Dipodascales; Dipodascaceae. Bases 1 to 3393 code for a protein of 1130 amino acids. The transcript is spliced from 3 exons. Gene Ontology annotation, biological process: Golgi to plasma membrane transport; exocytosis.